AUGGUGGUCACUCUAAUAGGUGUCUCCUCCCUUCCAGAGCAUCCAGUGGCACAGGUGAGCAACAAGCCAUCAUCCCCAGGUGGACACACCACCUCGUCCUGCCGGGUCCACGGCUUCUACCCCGAGAAUAUCUCUGGCGUCUGGCUGAAGAACGGGGAGGCACAGGUCCAGGACAUGAGUCGCUUGGGGCUUGUUCCCAGCAGAGACAGGACCUAUCAAACCUGGGCCACCAUCAAGAUCGACUGGAGCAGCAACACCUGCAGUGUGGCGCUCGUGAGCCUGGGUGCUGCCUUGAGAGUAGCCUGGGACAAGAGUAGGACGGGUGAGUGA
Messenger RNA from Alligator sinensis (Chinese alligator), 330 nucleotides. RefSeq names its product major histocompatibility complex class I-related gene protein-like. Gene Ontology annotation, biological process: immune response. Lineage: Eukaryota; Metazoa; Chordata; Crocodylia; Alligatoridae. The transcript has a single exon. The record is from RefSeq and is a predicted model, not a curated record. Gene Ontology annotation, cellular component: external side of plasma membrane. The coding region runs from base 1 to 330 and encodes 109 amino acids.